Molecule: messenger RNA, 3245 nt
Organism: Lineus longissimus
Lineage: Eukaryota; Metazoa; Nemertea; Pilidiophora; Heteronemertea; Lineidae
Product: protein toll-like
Exons: 2
Coding region: 119-2791 (890 amino acids)
Cellular component (GO): plasma membrane
Molecular function (GO): protein binding
Source: RefSeq, a predicted model, not a curated record
GAGCAGAUCACGACCGUCUGUUCAGGACAAAAUGGUUGUUGAGUGAGCACCGGGGAGGACAGUUGAGCAACGUCGCGCCUUUUCUGCUUGUUUUGACAUACUAUAUCCGCGGUACUAAAUGAUGCAGAUGAUGUCGCCAGGCGGCGUGGCCGUCGCCCUCGCUUUCAUCUGCCUCCAUACCCUCGGAGCCGGCAGUGUGAGAGGUAAUCUCGAACCAACAGCGCAGACGCACAACACUUGCAAGUUACACUGCGAACUUAAAAGGCACUACAUAGACAUCAGUUUCUUCCUAGUUGGGGACCACCCACUGAAGAACUACCUUUAUGUAUGCGAGACUCAGGGAAUCACUGCCUUGGAUAAAGUAGCACAAUGUGUGCUUGACGUUCGUGACAUCACCAAGGACACGCCUCAGGAUUUCGUGGCAACGGCAGCAGUUAUCGUAAAGUGUCUUUUCCCGGCCGAACUUGUGAUUGUUAAUCCUAGUGGAGUAAAAAUGAGGACUAUUUCUUUGCUUGAGUUGCGUCAUUGCGCGGUGGCAUGGUCUGCAAUCGCGACUUUUGGGAAGGCAGUUGGUUUGCGCGGGUUGACGCUCUUCCAGCCGCUCUACGUAACCAACGACCUGAACUUGAAUGACUCGAAAGCAGCUGUGAUACCAACAAACCACAUAUUUCCUCCAAUACCUGGGUUCAAUCGAGCGAAGCAAACGUUGCCCAUGAUAUCAGGACUACAUACUUUAGGGAAGCUAGAAAUCCAAAACCCGAAGCCUUGUGGUGCUAAUGGUACCUAUCUCCACUGUUUUGAGCCAGGUAAAGGAGUGCUCAAGAUCGUCAAUCUCCCGAGUAUAAUCUCUGAAAAUAUCUGGCCCGAAAUGGCUGAAUUGGUUCUCCAUGACAUGAAUUUAACAUCGAAAGAUAUCGCAUCAUUGCCAAGGACCAUGCCCUUCCUUCAAUCCAUGAACAUAUUGCGCAAUACCGGAAGCUUUGAAUCAUUCCCACAAUUCCCUUGGUGCAAAAAGAACAUGUUCCUCCCGCAUUCAAUGUCAAGGACGGAAUAUGGGACCUAUGAAUACACUCAAGGCGCUGAAAUCCCACCAAACCUAUAUCGUCGAUUCUUUACUCUCGAGUUUUUGACUCCGCAGCAAGCGUUGCCUGUGAAAUUCGAAGGGGUUUUGGACAAACUAGCCUUGAGGAAUACGGUGGUAGACUUCGGUAAUGAACCUCCGAACCCAUUUGAAAGUGCGUACGGAUUGCAGAUCCUUCUGUUGCAGAAUAACCGCAUCUCACGCUUGCCAGACCACGCUCUUCAAGGCCACCCCGGUUUCAUACACAUCAACCUGACCAAUAACAACAUUAUGGAUAUCGGAAGCAAGGUGUUCCGGGGCAAAACACGACUACGAAAACUGGCAAUAGCGAAAAACCGAAUCAGCCGAUUGGCCAAAGAUGCAUUUUCUGACCUUAUCAGUUUGGAGGAGCUAGAUCUGUCCUACAAUCGUCUGACAGACAUCAAAUCAGGAACGUUCACUACAUUGAAAAAGUUGAAGAAAUUGUGCCUCAACGACAACUUGAUUGAUUCCAUUGAACAAGGAGCUUUGCCAGAUACGAGGGCGAAUCUUCUCAUUCAACUCGACUUGCAGAAUAACCGUUUGAAAACACUGACAUCGUACAUUAUCCUAUUUCCUUUCGCUUCGAAGAUCGACCUUUCGAAAAACGGGAUCACAUCACGUGAUUUUAUGAGCCUAUUAAAAGGCUUGCAACGUGACGUCACGAAUGACGUUAUGAGUAGAUCGACCAAUCAAAGCGACCAUCGAGCAGUCUUGUUUCGUCUCCCAGGAAGCAGAGUUAUCCUUUCGUUAGCAGAUAACUUUAUUGACAAUAUCGACAUAAAAGAUUUGAACUCCCCGGAGAGCAAAUCUUUGGAGUGGUUACUGUCAUAUUUCACGAUUGAUUUGACGAAUAAUCCCCUGAACUGUGACUGUGCCGUGUACCCUUGGUAUAAAUUCAUCAAAAAGCAUCGAAAAGACGAUGAGUAUGGGUCAUAUUCCUGGUUGAGUUUUGGUGAGCAAAAAUGGCGCUGUACCAAGCCACCUCAUUUAAAGGGGCGCCCCCUGGAGCACAUCAAGGAAGACGAAUUCGAGUGUCAAUUUACUGGGUCAAACUGUCCAGAGCCAUGCGAGUGUCAUGAUCGUUUGAACAAUGACGUCACACUGGUCAAGUGCCAUGGGAAGAACCUGACAACGUUACCAGAAGAGAUGCCAGAAGGCCUCCUCGAGCUACAUUUCGAGGAUAACCAAAUCACUCAGAUUCCUCCGCGCACCUAUUUGUACAAUGUCACAGAACUAUAUUUGGCGCGGAAUCAAAUAGAAAACAUAACAGAUGAUGUUGUCAAACUACUUUCAGUGAACGUCAAUAGAAUUCAGUUACAAGACAACAAAAUAGAACGAAUUACCAAAAAUGUCACCAAAUUUCUCAGUAAUGUCACGGAAUUUAAUCUAUUGAAAAAUGCGUUGGUUUGUAACUGUAGUUCCAAAUGGCUUCAAGAUUGGCUUCGCCGAGCAGACUAUCUUGUGAGAGCAGACGAUAUGAAGUGCAUUGUGGGAGGAACAAUGAAGGAACUUUCCACCUUGACCCCUGAUGACUUUGAUUGCCCUGUGAGGGGCCCAGAGGUCAAGGUCGUGGCCGGGAUCGCAGCUGGGGUCAUAUUGUUGUUAUUGCUGAUUGGUGUGUUUUUUCCAGCCAUCUUAAAAGGACGGAAGAAGAAAGAGGACGCUUACAAGUUGAGGACUGUUUUGUAAGGGAGAGUCUUGAGAAUAUCUUUUUGCAAAAAUGCUUCUAUCAGUGUGAGUUGUGGCCUAUUUUAGUACAGUAUAAAAGACAUGGUUCAAAAUAUUUUCCUUGCUGUGAUUCGUGGUGACUCCGUUGUAACCAGCCAAAUUAUUGCAUGCACAACAGCCUCAAUAACACAGCUAUUAUGAAAACCGCUGCAUCAGAAAAAAUGCUUUACAUUUUAUAUAACAUUGACUACUUCGAUCAUUAUCAUUACAAAUUAUCAACACUACUCGUCGUCGUUAAUAGAAUGAUGCAUCUUCCUCAUCUUUCAAAGUGCUUGCAUUCGGAUUUCAAUUUAAAAAAAGAAAAAGACCGACCUUCCCAGGACUCGAACCUGGAAUCUUCUGAUCCGUAGUCAGACGCGUUAUCCAUUGCGCCAGAAGGCCACUGUUGGUGACAUCAGAAAUUUCAAUAAACCAU